CGAUCUACUUCGGAUGGUAUACCCGCUCAUGAGCCUAUUGACAUGAGGCGGCGCUUUGACGGUCAGGGUUCCAGCUGGUUCUCAACUAUCAUAACAGGGCCUUUGUUGUCUCUGUCUUCCACAUCAUCAUGGAGACGUUAUACAUCGUCUGUGGACUAACGGCCCUUGUGGCUCUAAUAGCUCUAGUCUUUACCUUCAUCGAUGACUCCCCGCCACCGCAGCCACCUUCCUUGGGUGUAUGUUCACCAUCAGAUUCACCCUAUGUGCCUAUUAUCUCGCAGCAAGGGUCAUACCACCAGCCACUGCAUCGCCAGCUCUCGCCACUGCGUCCAGCAAUCCGAUAUCCCGAGACCCCUUCAAGAUAUUCUACACUUCAAGCGCCUUCAAAUUCGCAGCCUCCGAGUUCGCAGCCUUCGCCGCAUCAACCUCAUCGCCUGCCGAGCAUACAAUACCCCCCACUAGCUACCACUCCCCUUUUAUCUCGUGAUGCUUCGGUGCCCAAGCCUGUCUGUUACACCCCUCAGCAGCCAAGUCGUCCUGCUACAAGAGCGCCGCUGGUACCUGUAGUGCCCAUAGCGAUUGACCCUCGUGAAUUUCUUGCUGCAAGAGCGCCGCAGGUACCUGUAGUGCCCACAGUGAUCGAUCGUCCUGUUGCAAGAGCGCCGCAGGUACCUGUAGUGCCCAUAGCGAUUGACCCCGGUGAACGUCUUGCUGCAAGAGCGCCGCCGGUACCUGUGGUGCCCAUGGUGAUUGACCCCGGUGAACGUCCUGCUGCAAGAGCACCGCAGAUACCUGUAGUGCCCGUAGUGAAUGACCCUUGUGAACGUCCUGUUGCAAGAGUGCCGGAGGUACCUGUAGCGCGUGUAGUAAUUGACCCCCACGAAGACCCAAAGGCUCUUCGUCUCAAGGCCAUGCAGGAGGGAAGUCAGAUGAGGAAAUGCUUGAAGGAGAGGAAAGAAGCGAAAGCUAGGAGUGAGCAACAACGUGCCAAAGAGCUUACCUGGAGGGGUAAGGCACACAGGGUAAACAUGAUGCUCCUUAACAAGGAAGCCAGCGCAAAGAUAUUCCAAGGUAAGAAUAACCAACUUGAAAACCGCAGAAAUGAAGUAGAUCUCCACGGACUCUACGUCGCGGAAGCCCUGUCCUAUUUCGCCAUCGCUGUUCAAAAAGCUCGGGAUCGUGAAGAAUCAUCACUCUGUGUGAUCGUAGGAAAGGGAAAUCACUGCGAUAACAACAUCCCGAGGAUCAGACCUGCAAUUCAGGCCCACGGGGAAAGUCUGGGAUUGUCGAUUAUAGUGGACCCUCGCAAUGAUGGCCGCCUUAUUGUGAGCUUUAGCUGAACCCACUGAAUGCCAGUUUUCUUGUAAUCUCCAUGUGCGUUGCAUGUAAAGUACUUGCUCAUUGGUGAUGCAGAUGCACCUCCUCUUUACAUACCAAAGUGUGUAGGAUACUUAUUCAAGCAUUUAAUUGGUGUAUUGAUUCGUUGAUUACUUAUGUACAUACUUACCCUAGCGCUUGUACAAUUCAGAGCCUAUAUGUGCUUCUAGCAGAGCCCAUGCGCACCAUGACUGCAUGACGGUGCGCUAUCUACAUGCUAGUGAUGAACCUGGUUCUGAAGCUCGGGGACUCACUCUAGUCAUGUGAAUUGGAUCUGUACGGAUCCUACGCCAAAGAAGCCAUAUAGUUCCGCAGUCACUAUGGGGAUUCACAUCCACUUUGGUUGUCGACAAUGU
This is a messenger RNA of Suillus subalutaceus, 1733 nucleotides long. RefSeq lists its product as uncharacterized. The coding region runs from base 129 to 1340 and encodes 403 amino acids. Lineage: Eukaryota; Fungi; Basidiomycota; Agaricomycetes; Boletales; Suillaceae. The transcript is spliced from 7 exons. The record is from RefSeq and is a predicted model, not a curated record.